Messenger RNA from Syngnathoides biaculeatus (alligator pipefish), 7758 nucleotides. Its product is annotated as meiosis regulator and mRNA stability factor 1. Gene Ontology annotation, cellular component: peroxisome; cytoplasm. Gene Ontology annotation, molecular function: CCR4-NOT complex binding; RNA nuclease activity; mRNA base-pairing post-transcriptional repressor activity. Gene Ontology annotation, biological process: post-transcriptional gene silencing. Bases 192 to 5594 code for a protein of 1800 amino acids. The transcript has 27 exons. NCBI's taxonomy places the organism in Eukaryota, Metazoa, Chordata, Actinopteri, Syngnathiformes, Syngnathidae. The record is from RefSeq and is a predicted model, not a curated record.
GGAGCGUAGAAUAUUUUGCGACAGUUGUGAGUGCUUUCUGGCAGAUGUUAGUUACAAAAAGGUGCGCGUUUUCGUCGAGGAAGCUGACUGGACUGGCGCAGUUAUGUGACAAAGAUGUGACAAACGAAAGCUUCAGGAAAGUAUGAGAGAGGAGGGAGAUCAAAGUAUGGUGAGAGACCUCUCGAGGUUGGAUGAUGGAAGGACUGGGAAAGGAGAGAUCCGUAUGCAACCCGAAAACCUCUCCAUGGAUGGGGCAUCCUAAAACAGAAUCCUUAAUUCUUCUAUGGAAACUAAAAGACUGCAUCACCACUGAUGACACACCUGUCCCUCCUAAGACAGAUAAAAGGGAUAACAUGGACAGCAGAAAAACAGCAAUGGAAUUGAAGGAUGUCCCCCAACCCCCUCUGCACCAUGCUUCAUCCUACCAACCAUCCCAGGUCUUUCCUGUGCCCAGUCUCCCUUUGCUUCCUCCUCAGCCUGCACAAGAUCACCAUCGACAGCAGCCUCCGCUGCAGAACCGGCAACAAGAGGGGCCUAGCCCCAAAGUAAGCGUAUGUGCCCAGUGUGAUUACUGCAUCACCAAGGGCUAUGGAUUAUCAGAUGGUGGAAAUGUUGGUAGUAGCAUAGCUGGUGUUGUCCCACACCAUGGCAUUCCUGACUCAUUGGAAAAGCCCACCUACAGCAGCAGUAGCACUAGUAGGUCUGGGCCUUGCUCUGUAACCUCAACUGUUCUUCAGUACAAACACACGCUGAGUUGUGAACCUAAAGAUGAUGCUUUUGAUCCGCAGCCCAGUUGUGGCUACAAACCCGAGAGGCUCUCUUCUAUCACCACUUCCCAACCUAUCUCGGCACAGCCCCACACUCCUUGUUGCUCCAGGCUCCUUAAAACCUACCCUAAAUCUCUUCCAAACAACCAAGUCUCUUUCCCUUCUCACCCCCUUUUGGCUUCUUCACUCCCACCAAUUUCUGAUCUUCAAGCUUCCUUGCAUGACUCUUGCGUGGCCUCUUCUGGUUGUUACAUCUGUGGUAUGGACUGCAGUUCCGUUAUCAAAAGAACCCAGACAAGUGCAACACUCUGUGAUCAACCUGCUACUGCCACCAUCGAUACCUUAUCCACAUCAGCACAUCUCCACUCUAAUCCUAUGCACCUAAAUGUCGAGAGAGUGGUUUGUGUGAAGGGGGCGCACUGUUGUCAGGAUUGCUUGUUGAAGCCCCUCAAUGGCUUUGUGUCCAAGUCAGAAAAGGUUUGGCCCAAUAUUCCUGUUCCCCAAACAACUCCAAUCUCUAUCCCCAUUUGUAACGGAUGCGCCACCUCGUCUGAUAGUGCGGUGCUCAGCCAAGGGAAGGCUGGCCAAAAGUAUGGUUCACCAGAAAGUGCUGGUACAGAGAACACCCCCCCUGUGGGAGUGUUUUGGGACAUUGAGAAUUGCAGUGUGCCUAGUGGACGAUCUGCUGGGGUCGUGGUGGAGCGUAUACGCAGCCGUUUUUUUCAGGGCCACCGUGAGGCAGAGUUCAUCUGUGUCUGUGAUAUCAGUAAGGAAAGUAAAGCAGUUAUCCAAGAGCUCAAUAACUGUCAGGUUACUGUGGCACACAUCAAUGCCACGGCCAAGAAUGCUGCAGAUGAUAAACUCCGCCAGAGUUUAAGGCGCUUUGCCGAGACCCACGCUGCACCCGCAACUGUUGUCUUAGUAUCUUCUGAUGUAAACUUUGCAAGUGAGUUGAGUGAUCUGCGUCACCGCCAUGGUUUCCAGAUAAUCCUGGUCCAUGGUAACCAUACAUCUCAAGCCCUGCUGCAGCAUGCCCACCGUCAUGUAGCUUUUCAAGAGAUUACAGCUGACCUCCCUCCACGCAUGUUCGUCAAAACCCAGCCCAGUUACAACCUGCUCUAUGUCCACAACCUUCCUGUCAACUGUGACAAGAGCCUGUGGAAUGCUGUUAAGCUCAGGCUUCGCCGCCUCUCAGACAACUGUGGUGGUAAGGUGCUGGGCAUGUCCCAGGGCACAGCUGUCCUCCGUUUUGGCAGCCCAGAGGCAGCAUCACGUGCCUGCAAGCGAAUGGAAAAUGAAGACGUAUUUGGCCAUCGAAUCAGCGUCUCUGUGUCCCCGAGGCCCAGAGAUUGUGCAAAUCUUGAGCGUGAGCUUCAGUCUCAACUGCAUCACGUUCCCCUACCUCAGACUUUGCCUUUGCCUUAUCAAAGUCAGGACACAAUACUUACCACAGCUCUCGUGUCGUCCUCCUCCUUUCUGCCCCUGGAAAAGCCAAAGUCGCCCAGGAGGGCACGGCGAGCAACCCGCCCAUGCUUCACACCUGGCACAGUGCCUGAAAGGCCGUACAGCCCCAAGAGAGGGUGCUCUGGGCCUCCAGGUGGCGUGCCUACGAAACCCCAUCAGGAGUUGGAUAAUUCAGAGAGCAAACCUAAGAUGGGUUUCAACCACCUAGAUAAAGUGCGUCCAGCUUCCUCUUCUCCCCAUAGUAAUGGUGAGAUUGGAUUCCUGCAGCAGAUGUCCAAACCUAGUUUCACUGGAGAAUCCUUAAACCAGAGAAGGGAUGGCUUCAGUCUUAGUGGGACUGAGUCUCCUGUUGAAGGGGAGGGACACUCACCGGAGUUUCAGAUCAGCACACCCUCUGCUUUCAGCAAACUGAACCUCCAUAGAAGCUUCAGCCCUUUUGUCCUACCCCAGGGUUCUUGGUCUUCCAGGACUGCAUCGCCCUCCCUUUCUAGCCGCUCUUCUCCUAUAUUUGGUGCCCCUCAAAGCCCUUUCCCUGAGUGUCCACCUGAGCCAUUUUCAGAUGGAGCUAAAAUCCAGGUGGCUAACCUUGAUUACAGAAUGUCCCGCAAAGAAUUAAAACAGAUGCUAAGUGACACCUUCUUCCGAUAUGGGCGGGUGAAAGAAGUGGAGCUUAGUCCCCACACGGACUACAGGCUUAAAGCUACAAUCCAGAUGCUGUCCUUACAGCAGGCUAUCAGUGCUGUGAGCGGACUUCACCGUUACAAAAUUGGAGGGAAGCGCAUCCAGGUCUCUCUGAUCACAGGUGGCCACAACAAAUCCAUGGCAAGGCUCAGCUCAGAGAUCAGCAGCAUUCUUCAGGAUGCGCCUGCCAAUUGCCUUCCUCUCUUUAAGCUCACUGAGAUCUAUGAGAAGAAAUACCAUCGUAAGCUUUUGAUGAGCGACCUCUACAGGCUGCCUGAUGUAGUGGCUGUACGGGAGCAGGGCGGCACAAGGCUGGUGUGCCUUCUGUCCAGCAGCCAAAUCCGUCAGAGUCCACUGGGAUCUUCUCAGUCACAGGAGAGCUCCUCCACAGCCAGCAGCAGCCCUGUAGUGUUUGAGGAGCUGGAGUAUCAUGAACCUGUCUGUAAACAACACUAUAAACAGCACAACUUCAGUGAGGCAGAUUUUGACCCAGACUCGUACACAAUUCCUUUUGUUGUCAUGUCUCUAAGCACUUUGGCUUCUGAGGUUCACGCACUGCUUCAGUCACACAGUGGAACAAUUCCUCUCCUCAGUUUUUCAGACUGCUACGAAGCCAAGUUCAGUCCGCUGCAACUGGGCAAUGACACUCUCGAAAAUGGUGUUCCUCUGGAGCACCUCAUCACGUGUGUCCCCAGUAUAACUAUUGUCAAAGCUCAUAAUGGUUUCAAAGUCAUCAAGUGGAUUCACAACAAACCACCAGCACCAAACGUUGAGCCGUGGCUCCAAAGAUGUAAGAGUCCAGUUGGUAACCCUCAACUCGUUCAGUUCAGCAGAGAAGUUAUUGACCUCUUAAAGAGUCAACCAUCUUGCAUCAUGCCGAUCAGCAAAUUUAUACCCUCUUACCAUCAUCAUUUUGCCAAGCAGUGCCGUGUCUCUGAUUAUGGCUACUCAAAGCUGAUUGAGCUGCUGGAAGCAGUGCCACAUGUCCUGCAGAUCCUGGGCAUGGGUACAAAACGACUGCUGACCCUCACUCAUCGUGCCCAAGUGAAGCGUUUCACUCAAGACCUGUUAAAACUUCUCAAAUUUCAAGCCAGUAAGCAAGUGGCUAUCAAGGACUUCAUGCAAGCAUAUCACUGGUGCUUUUCCAGAGACUGGAACGUAACAGACUAUGGCAUAUGCAACCUCAUUGACUUGCUGUCUGAGAUCCCUGAUACCACCAUUACCACCACACAGCACGACACUGACACGGUCAUCUCUGUUCCCAAGAGAGAACGUACUGGGGAUGAAAUGGAGCACACAAAGCAGUUUGGAAAGGAGGUCAUCGACCUCCUACGUCACCAACCUCAUUGCCAAAUGCCCUUCAGCAAGUUCAUCCCAACCUACCACCACCACUUUGGACGUCAGUGUAAACUCAGCUACUAUGGCUUCACUAAGCUCAUCGAGCUCUUUGAGGCCAUCCCUGAAGUACUAAUAGUGUUGGAGUGUGGGGAGGAGAAGAUACUAACCCUAACAGAAGUGGAGCGCAUCAAGGCUCUGGCAGCUCAAUUGGUUAAGCUUCUUCGGGCUCAAAAAAACUCGAGCCUUCCUGUGAACCUGCUGCUCACAGAGUACAGCAAAACCUUUGGUUAUGGUCUCCGACUGCAGGACUAUGACACCAGCUCCCUGCCUGCAUUGCUCGGCAAACUCUGCCAUGUUGUUAAGCUGGUGGAUGCUACAGAAGGACGUGAAGUUCAGCUCAUCAACAGGAAGUCUCUGCGUUUGCUGACGUCACAACUUUUGGCACUGCUUAUGUCUCAAGAGAAUGUUGACGAGGGUCUUAGGGUGGAUGUGCUGAGCCAGCAUUACCAGACGGUCCACAAAACCCUGCUCAACCCUUGUGAAUAUGGAUUUCUCUCACUCAGUGAGCUACUCAAGAGUAUGCCCUACCUUGUGGAGCUUUACUGUGAAGGUGGUAACAGAGAUAUUCAAGCUGGCAGCUUUGCAAGCAGUCCAGGUGAUGAAUGGGUGAGGCUGACGAGGCUUUACCAGUUUGCCCGUAAUGUACGUGCCCUGCUCCACACCUACCAUUACAACCAGAUCUUCCUUUCGGAGUUCCAAGGAGCUUAUAAGAAGUUCACUGGCUCUAGCCUGGAGUCACACACCUAUGGAUACACCAGCACAGAUGAGCUGCUUAACGCCAUUCCACAGGUGGUCUGGAUUAAAGGGCACGGUCACAAGAGGAUUAUCGUUUUGAAGAACGAUAUGAAAGAGAGGCUGAGCGUUUCAGUCCCCAGCAACCCUCAGUCAGGAGGUAGCUUGGAGACCCCCAGAGACAGCCCAACACAUUCUGAACCCCAGAGUCCAAGUGCCACUAUGGUACCAGAGUCUGAGCUGCUGUGUCUGACGUCCCCAGUCGACCUUCUCUGUGGCCCGGUACCAUCUUGUCUCCCGUCACCUGAGCUCCAUCCUGACCCUGUCCUAAUGCGGCAGGCGGAUCUGAUUCAUUUUGAGGAGAAAGUGCUGCCAGUGCACCACACAUCAGAGAGUGAAGAAUUCAAUGCAGUAGCAGUUACCAGAGAUGAUGAGCCCGCUCCACCCAUGGAGACCACUAAGACACUUUUGUCCAUGGACAGUUCCAGCAGAAAAGGCCCCCGCAGUAGAAUCAAGCUAGCUGCCAACUUUUCAUUUAAAUCAGGUCUCUGAAGCAACACAAACAUGCACAUUCAGCCAUACUAGUUGACCCAUAGUGUAACUCUGAGUAGAAGAGUUAAUUACCUUUUUAUUAAUCACACUGCAGAGUAACCACUGGAAGGGCAUUUGGGAUUGCUUCUUCUGUCAUUGCUUUAUCAUAGUGUGCUUUUCUCUUUAUCACAAUCUUUUUAGUCUUUUCUUUCACAAUCAAUGUUUCAUUCGGUGGUUCUCAUGGAGCUUUGAUCUUUUUACCUUUUGCAGAUUUUCUGAAAUGUGCAAACGUAAAACCCACUUACGGUUACAAGUGCACACCGGAAUCCAAAUUCGAGUUAGAUGCCACUGCAAGACAUUACACAAACCAUUUGGAGAGAUGCUCAAGAUGCACGCUUGUUUUAGGAUGUCAAAUCAAACUUAUUGUCACAUCUUAGCCUAACCAAAUGACAGUUUUCGGGAUGUUGUUCAUGUGUACUUGUGUAUAUUGGGGAAAAAAAAAUCUCAAGUAUCUCGUAUCAGAAGACAAUUUCAAUUGAUCGUUUUAGAAUGUUGUAGGUAGUGCCAGAAAUGCUCAAGUCCUUGUUUGCUCCUUUUGUCUCAGACACAUCCUAACAGGUUACCUUUUUGAGAUCAUCAAGAAGUCACUUGUUCCUUAAGUCCGUGCGAAUUUGGUUACCUGCUUGAAACCGAAGGGCCACCCCCCCAAGGCAGGGUGUGCAUACUUGGACAAGCUUUUGAAUCUGCAGCCAGCAUCUUUGUGUUCUUGUAACUGUGUUUGGUACGCCACAGUAGGGAGUUUAACAUCUGACAUAUGCACAUUGUGCAUAUGAGUUGAUGCAUGGUGUGAGCCCAGCAGGAGAUGGAAAUGGAUGAUUGAUGGGGGGGACAAAACUUCUUUGCAAUAUUUUUUUUUUUUUUUUUCGUUUCCGCCUUGUUGUAGGAUUCUUAGAAGCUGAGCCACCAUUGCCGUCACUACUGAAGUAUUCAAGGUUUUUUGUCUUUUAUUUUUCUCUCCACCUUGUUGCUAGUAUCUGCAGUGGACUCCUGUCUGAGUUAAUGACUCAAGGGGUGCACUCUGUAGUUUUUGACGUUUAAUGGGAAGAUUCGCAGUUAUGAAUUUUUGGGACAAGACGUUUUGUGGGAGACAGUGGCCUUGUUCGUGGAGCAGCACAGGGACUGUGUGAAGCAUCCACAAGAGAAUCCUCUGUGACUCUCUGGAUUUUGCCUGGCUUUUACAAUGGCUUGUAUUUGCCACGGUAACGUACCUCCCUGGCCAUAACGUUUUUACGUCCAGAAGAUGUGUUAAUUUCUUCCUUUUUGCAGUCAAUUUUUUCUGGCUCUGCUGGCUGCUUGGUUGCUAUCCGUCUCUGCGGGUUUACUGAUGAUCAUGACACAAGCUCCACAGAUGUGACAAGUGGCAGUUUUUGUUGAGAAAAACUUUAGUAGAAUGGAUAAGAGGCCAUUCGUUCAGUGACCAUUCGCUACGUUAACAUGUUCAGUCCAUCGUGACGUGAUUCGCUUUUGAGUUUUUCCUUGAAAGCCCUGGGUCCAACUAUUGCCGACUCCCCUAAAUUAUUUUAAUUAUGGUUGCUGCAGCGUAGGUCUCUGCUCUUUUCAGACCCGAUUGAAUACUAUUUGAUCAAGAAUGUGCAGCUCAAUGAUUUAAGGAUUUCAGUUUGAUAAUAAUGGCUUUAAUUCCCCCGAGAAACAUCUAUUUUUAAGCUUUUUGAGUAAAUCUUAAGCUUCCUCUGCAGUGACGUCUAACUCCAAAUGGACACAUUAGCUUCUUUAGCUUCUCCUUUGUGCAGGUUUCAUCUGUAAAGAGCUCUUAUAAUAUGCACAUCUGCAUAGUUUUUGUUCAGGAAAUGUGCAUUUAUUUGUAGUAAGACUUUUUUUGAAGAAAGAAAUGAAUGCAUUCUUAGCCUGCUUGUACUAACUCUUUGUCUUGCCUGUUUGAUUGUUCAUUUGUACAACAGUUGUUUUGUGUUCAAGGACUGGAAAGAAAGUUUUAAUUCAAAACUUAUUUAAAACUGCUUCCUUGUAAUCAGCUUUUACUUGCCCACAACCCCUCACCCUUUCCAUCUAUUGCAGUCCUAAAACCUCACAACAAUUUCUUGCUAUCAAACAUUGUUUAAGGGACCAAUACAGUUCUGUUAAUAAAUGUCACUAAGCAUAUCACUUA